CUUUGUAGAAACACACACUUGUCUGAAACAUUGAAACUGUGUGGACCAGACAGAUGCUCCGUGUCACAUUUGCACAGACUACAGGAGAGAGAGGGACCAAAAAUCUCAGCAAGAACUGCUCUGGAACUUUAAAGGGACUUCACUGACACAUCAGAAACAUUAACAGACAACACUCAUGGAGAGAAAUACAAGUUUCUCGCUGUUGUCCGGCAAUCACAGCCACUCCAACAGCACUUGUUCCCGUGACAACGUUCUGAAGACAGUGGUUUUUCCUGUUCUCUACUCCUUCCUCUUCCUGGUGGGGCUGUCACUCAACAGCGUGGCUGCGUGGGUGUUUUUUCGCAUCCCCUCAAAGUCUCACUUCAUCAUAUACCUGAAGAAUAUUGUGGUUGCGGAUAUCAUUAUGACCUUCACGUUCCCUUUCAAGAUUUUAUCGGACUCCAACAUGGCUUCCACUGGGCUGCGUGUAUUCGUGUGUCGAGUUUCCUCGGUGCUCUUCUACCUUACCAUGUACAUCAGCAUCCUCUUCUUCGGCCUCAUCAGCAUUGAUCGCUGCAGGAAGACCCUCAAGCCCUUUAGGGGGACUAAUGCAGCCCGGCUGACCCGUCGUAAAAUACUUUCAGGAGCCAUAUGGGCCUUUCUGCUGGUUCUAUGUCUGCCCAACGUCAUCCUGACAAGUAAAACCCCGACUUCUCCAUAUUUCAAGUGCGGUGACCUGAAGACACAAGCUGGACUGUACUGGCAUGAGGUGGUAAAUCAUGUCUGUCAAGUUAUUUUCUGGGGCAACCUGGUGACUGUAAUAAUAUGCUACACUCUAAUCACCAAGGAGCUGUACAGAUCCUACUCCCGCACUAAGUCCCAGAGCGCUGGAGGGACCAUAUGUCAGGCGCCGAGUAGGGCGACAACUCGGAAGCCCGGCCAGGCCAACAGAAAAAUGAGUGCAAAUGUGUUCCUGGUUCUGGCAGUGUUCUUUGUGUCCUUUGUGCCAUUCCACUUUGCCCGUGUGCCAUACACCUUGAGCCAGACCCGAGGGGUUCUCUUUGACUGUAAACUCAAACUCUUCUUCUUUCAGCUAAAGGAGAGCACACUCUUCCUCUCAUCCUUAAACUCUCUUCUGGACCCUCUCAUCUACUUCUUCCUCUGCAAGUCCUUCAGGACCACUUUGUUUAAGACCCUGCAGCUGCCUCCUGGUACCUGUGCCUGGCUACUAAGAAGAGAGUCGGACACAGAUACAGGCGUCACCCCUCUGAGAGACUCCUCUGCCAGUACAUAAAACCACUGGACAUGAUAAAGACAUUUUUCAAAUGUGCAGGUUCUGUAUUAUAAAUACAGUAGGUGACAGACAUUGUGAUCUUUUGUAAAUAUCUUUUGUAUUUUGUAUAAUCAGUAUGUUGACUCAGUCCUAGAGACAUAAAUGAAAUGUAUAUGUGUAUUUGUGUUUACAAUUAUCACAAAAUCAUAAUUCACAAUUUUAAAAUGAUCAACUUAAACUCAUUAUGCAAACUUUUCUAUUGUCUGUGGAAAACAGACAAUAAGAGAAUUGCCUGUAGGAGAAGUUAAAAGUACAUAGAUUUUUUUUAUAUUGUUAGUGUCAAACUUGAUGAAUUGACACUGGUAUGUUUUGAGGGUUUGUUUUCCUUUCCGUUCUCUAUUUCAAAUGAUAACAUUACAGUUCCUCUUCUAUGUUUUCACAUACACUAAUCUUGAAAAGAAGAAAUGUGACUGAAAAUGAAACUCUCGUGGACAUCCACAGUAUUCCUCUAAAAUAACCUACCUGUAUAAUAAACCUCAAGUCAUACAUA
Messenger RNA from Morone saxatilis (striped sea-bass), 1802 nucleotides. RefSeq names its product P2Y purinoceptor 12-like. Bases 176 to 1273 code for a protein of 365 amino acids. The record is from RefSeq and is a predicted model, not a curated record. Gene Ontology annotation, molecular function: G protein-coupled purinergic nucleotide receptor activity. Gene Ontology annotation, biological process: G protein-coupled receptor signaling pathway. Gene Ontology annotation, cellular component: membrane. The transcript has 3 exons. Lineage: Eukaryota; Metazoa; Chordata; Actinopteri; Moronidae.